AUGGAGAUGAGGCAACACGAAGCUACACGGGAGAUUCCUUUUGAUCUGGUGAUAGAGAUUCUCUGGAGACUUCCAGCUAAAUCACUUAUGAGGUUCAAAUCCGUCUCGAAGCACUGGUUAUCCCUAACUAUUUCCCAAUAUUUCACCAAACGUUUUCCAAGGGUUUCACCAUCCGCUCAGCGUCUAUACUUUAAAGACAAAAAUGUAUUACUAUCAACGUCGGCUUUGUCUGACUUGGACGGUACUACUAUGUCUUCCAUUGUAGUUGACCAAGAAGCGACAAUCCCAGCUAUGGAAGACUACUCCGUCUCUCACGUUUUUCACGGUUUGAUGUGCUUUUGA
Microthlaspi erraticum is the source of this 342-nucleotide messenger RNA. Lineage: Eukaryota; Viridiplantae; Streptophyta; Magnoliopsida; Brassicales; Brassicaceae. The record is from the annotation of a GenBank genome assembly.